Messenger RNA from Sus scrofa (pig), 1417 nucleotides. NCBI's taxonomy places the organism in Eukaryota, Metazoa, Chordata, Mammalia, Artiodactyla, Suidae. The record is from RefSeq and is a predicted model, not a curated record.
UCCUGACCUCCCCAAAUGAGCCUGGGUACAUUUGUGUUCCCACUCCGAUACUUGGCGCUACCCUCUGUCAUCCUGGAUCUGCGACCCUGGCCCAGGCCUGCUCCGGAUUCCCAUCAGCGCUCGCUGUUCGGAGGUCUCUGCGCACUACCGACGGGUGGGGCCGCAGGUUGGCCUGCCAGGGCCUUGAGGAGGUUUCUGAGCAAGGCGCGGCCCCAUCCCCCAUCUGGGCUGCCCUUGCUCCCCCAUCGUUCCCGGGCUGGGGCGCCGCCCCGUAGAAGCAGCUUCAAAAGGCCAGGCCUGAGCUUCCGCAGCCGGGCUCGGGUCUGCGGGGCCGCACAGUGGAGGCCUGGGCAAGAUUUCGAACGUCGGGGCCGCCCCAGACCUGGGGUCUCCGAAAAUCUGGUCCAUGCUGGCAGCAAGGCUGCCCAGGCUGCCCUGUGCCCUGGAGACCUGAUCCAGGCCAUCAAUGGUGAGAGCACAGAGCUCAUGACACACCUGGAGGCGCAGAACCGCAUCAAGGGCUGCCAUGACCACCUCACCCUCUCCGUGAGCAGGCCUGAAAGCAGGAGCUGGCCCAGUACCCCAGAGGAGAACAAGGCUCAGGCACACAGGAUCCACAUUGACCCCGAGGCCCAGGAUGGCAGUCCAGCGACCAGCAGGAGGCCUUCAGCUGCUGGGACUGGGCCAGAAGAUGGCAGGUCAGGCCUGGGAUCUCCUUACGGACAGUCGCCUCGCCUCCCAGCCCCACACAAUGGCAGCAGCAGUGAGGCUCCUAUGCUGGCCCAGAUGAGCACCCUGCAUGUGUCUCCACCCCACAGUAUUGACCCAGCCAGAGGCCUUCAGCGGAGCCGCGACUGUGGAGUCGACCUGGGCUCAGAGGUGUACAGGAUGCUCCAGGAGCCGGCUGAGCCCAUGGCUGCGGAGCCCAAGCAGUCAGGCUCCUUCCGCUACUUGCAGGGCAUGUUAGAGGCAGGCGAGAGCGGGGAACGGCCGGGGCCUGCCGGCCCCCGGAACCUCAAGCCCCCCGCCAGCAAGCUGGGCGCUCCGCUGAGCGGCCUGCAGGGGCUGCCCGAGUGCACGCGCUGCGGCCACGGCAUCGUGGGGACCAUUGUCAAGGCGCGAGACAAGCUCUACCACCCCGAGUGCUUCAUGUGCAGCGACUGCGGCCUGAACCUCAAGCAACGCGGUUACUUCUUUCUGGACGAGCGGCUCUACUGCGAGAGCCACGCCAAGGCGCGCGUGAAGCCACCCGAGGGCUACGACGUGGUGGCAGUGUACCCCAAUGCCAAAGUGGAACUCGUCUGAGCCGCUGUCGAAACCGCCACUCCCCAACUCUGCUUCUUUUAAUGUCCCCACGAGGCCAGUGUAAAUAUGUGUGUGCCCUGCCUUCCUAAUAAAUUCCCGAUGCCCAUCCUGA